Molecule: messenger RNA, 894 nt
Organism: Babjeviella inositovora NRRL Y-12698
Lineage: Eukaryota; Fungi; Ascomycota; Pichiomycetes; Serinales
Product: tRNA (guanine46-N7)-methyltransferase
Exons: 1
Coding region: 1-894 (297 amino acids)
Biological process (GO): tRNA methylation; RNA (guanine-N7)-methylation
Cellular component (GO): tRNA methyltransferase complex
Molecular function (GO): tRNA (guanine(46)-N7)-methyltransferase activity
Source: RefSeq, a predicted model, not a curated record
AUGUCUGACGUCGUUGAAAAUACCAAAGAACAGCAACUCCUGGAACUUAAGGAUGCCGCUUCUAAGCGCCUGGCCUACAGAAACGAGCAAGAUACCAAGCGUAAAGCCUUGAAGCACGCCCGCUUCGAAGAAAUGAGAGAAGCUACACCAGAAUCUGGUGCUGAGGUCGAAUUGCCAAGGAAGCGUUUCUAUAGACAGAGAGCCCACUCCAACCCAUUCUCUGACCACAAGUUGGACUACCCAAAAACUCCAGAAGACAUGAACUGGAAGAAGUUGUAUCCAGGCUUCUACGAUGAAAAGACCGGGAAAAUGACCCAAAACGUUGAGAUCGCCGAUAUCGGCUGUGGUUUUGGUGGCUUAAUGGUGGAUUUGGCCCCACACUUUCCAGAAUCCAACAUUCUAGGGAUGGAAAUCAGAGUGCAAGUCACGCAGUAUGUGGAGGACAGAAUAACCGCCUUGAGAAGAAAACACGCAGAAGACGCCUGCAACUUCCAAAACAUUGCCGUCUUGAGAGGGAACGCUAUGAAGUUCUUGCCAAACUUCUUUCAGAAGGCCCAGUUAAAGAAGAUGUUCUUCUGCUUCCCAGAUCCACACUUCAAGCAGCGUAAGCACAAAGCCCGAAUCAUCACCAACACCUUGUUGUCCGAGUACGCCUACGUUUUGAGAGAGGGUGGUAUUGUCUACACCAUCACGGAUGUAUUUGACUUGCACCAGUGGAUGGCCAAGCACUUGGAGGAACACCCAUUGUUCGAAAGAUUGGACAAGGCCUGGGAAGAACAAGACGAGUGUGUCAAAAUCAUGUACAACGCCACCGAGGAGGGACAAAAGGUGGACCGCAACCAGGGGAGCAAGUUCAUUGCUUGUUUCAGAAGGAUUCCAAACCCGGAAUUGUAA